UAAACAAACGUACCAACAAAACACAAGAGCACUUCCAUUCGACGAGCACUCACAGUCGUAGAGCCAUGGCCAAGCCACCCACAGACGCCUCCGGCUUGGGCUAUGCCUAUCAUCUGCCAUCCGGCGGCCUUUUGCUGCGCCUCAAGAACUCCCUGUCGCAGUUCAGCGAUCUGUUCAGUGAGUUCAACAAAUACAUUUCACCUGCCUUCUUUCACGACCGCUGCGAGCGAUCCGUCCAUAUGCGCAUGUACUCCAUGCACAAGCGGGAGUUCGUCAUGGUCUUUCUCGGCUUCUUCACCUGCUUCGGCUUGGGCAUCAUCAUUGGACUGACCGGCCCGCCAAUAACAACAACAGACGCACUCACCGCACAGCAGAUACUGGCCAACACGACGCUGGCCAAGAGUAAAACGGUGCUGGCCACUGGGCCCUUUGCCAUGAAAUCGCCUCUGAUGACAACCUAUUCGCAGCAGAUGUGGCUCAUAGCCAAACUGGUCACCGAUAACAACGAUGAUGAGCGCUACGACAAGAGCUUUCAGAUCAGCGUCUCCAUCGAUGGCAUCAACGAGCAGCACAAGCCACUCAGCGUCCUGGGCACUAGCACCGCCCACAACCGCACGAGGCACUUGCUCUGUGUGCGCAACGACUGCGAGGAGUUCACCGUCAUGCAUCUGGGCUUUCUCGACUAUGCCCACUACAUCAUCACGGUACGGUUUUUUGGACUCGAGUCGUUCCAUCAGAAGUACAACAUCAGGGCCAUUACCUUCUAUUUCAAGACGUAUAGCCCGGAGUUUACGCAGAUUGAGAUUUGGUUUAGAUUCAUCUUUCUGCUCUUCACGUUCAUAGUCAUCUGCUGGUAUGCGCACACCCUGCGCAAGUAUCCCGUCUAUGACUGGUCCAUUGAGCAGAAAUGGAUAUCCGUGCUGCUGCCGCUGCUGCUGCUCUACGAUAAUCCACUGUUUCCGCUGAUAUUUUUGAUGAAUUCCUGGCUGCCUGGCAUGCUGGACGCCGUUCUGCAGGCAACAUUCCUCUGCGCCCUGCUCAUGUUCUGGCUGUGCAUCUACCACGGUCUGCGACAGAACGAGCGGCGCUUCGUUAGCUUCUACCUGGUCAAGAUCAUCGUGGUGCUGCCCAUUUGGCUGUGCGCCAUUGUCCUGGCCACCUGGGAGAAGUGCAAUGAACUGCGUGAUCCCACAUACAGCCACUUCGUAGACACCAAGAACUAUAAUGGCCUUAAGAUGUUCUUCUACAUUGCCUGCUGCAUGUAUGUGCUGUAUCUGGGCGUGCUCCUGCUGCGAGCCUAUACCGAACUGCGCUCCAUGCCCUACUUUGAUAUUCGGUUAAAGUUUCUCACGCUGCUGAUGCUCUUUGUGCUGUCCAUCUCCAUAACGGUGACCACCUGUCGCUUCGGCUUUGGUAUACUGGAGGACAACUUUGUGGCCUCGCUGAACACCACCUAUCGGAGUUCGGCGCAGUUCAUGUGCUUUUAUGGACUGCUGAACUUCUACCUGUACACCAUGGCGUAUGUGUAUUCGCCCGAUGGCCGCUUCGCCCAGGCGGAAUUGGCUGUGACCAAAGAUAAUCCAGCCAUUUCCAUGAUUGACGAUUCAGAUGAGGAUGUCGUCUACGGCUCCGACGAGGAGUCCCGUCGGCCACUCACCUCCGUUGGCGGUGCGGGCAAAAAUGACUACGACAGCGAUUAACAUUGCUCGAUCAGUCGCAUCACAUUUUAAACCCUAAUUAAUGUUCCAUAAUAUGCGAUCCAGACAGCGCAACAUUAUUGUAUAAAUGACUUAUUCUACCGAUUGCAGCGUUAACAAUUCCCUUAACUAAAGAUGAAGUAAACUUAAUUGGUAAUUAUUUAAAUGUUUUUUAUAAUAUACGAGUAUGUACCAUAUGUAUGUCAUGUUUCAAAUCCCGAUCCUGGUUGUACAUGCAUUAAUGUAAACAAUAUAUCUCCAAAGAGUAGAUGUUUUAACCACGUUGCAGAUUCUUUAAAUUGAGUAC
Messenger RNA from Drosophila arizonae, 2004 nucleotides. Its product is annotated as transmembrane protein 181. Gene Ontology annotation, molecular function: toxic substance binding. The record is from RefSeq and is a predicted model, not a curated record. NCBI's taxonomy places the organism in Eukaryota, Metazoa, Arthropoda, Insecta, Diptera, Drosophilidae.